Messenger RNA from Rhizopus microsporus ATCC 52813, 765 nucleotides. RefSeq lists its product as uncharacterized. The record is from RefSeq and is a predicted model, not a curated record. The coding region runs from base 1 to 765 and encodes 254 amino acids. NCBI's taxonomy places the organism in Eukaryota, Fungi, Mucoromycota, Mucoromycetes, Mucorales, Rhizopodaceae. The transcript has 2 exons.
AUGGAUUUUGACGCUUUAGCCAUUCAGUAUGGCAAGGACACGAAAUACAAAAACGUGUAUCCCACAACAAUAACGAAUGCGGAUAACACGAAACUGGUAAUUGGAACAAAGACGUUUAAUGCAUUAAUCACUUCAAGUCUACGUUUAGAUGUAUUAUUAUACCCAGAAACUAGACCAAGCACCGUAUCCUUUGACCUGAACGACAGUUCCCAAGCAAAAAAUACCACAAUCUUCAUCAAGGAAUCGGCUUGGAAAGAAGCAGCUGAAAUUGUUCCAAAUAACAAUGCAGCAUCCAUUGCUCCCUAUGAUUUGAUCUACCAAUUACGCCAACUGCGAGCUCGUUUUUACCAGCAAUCGACCUACUUUCUUUGUCGAGCAAACAACGAGAUAGUAGAUGAUCUGGCGGCUAGACCAUAUACCAUCUAUACUCUCGCAGAAUGGGAUAAUGGCAAUGACAAUGCGGAUUACCGUACUGCAUCCAAGCUUUUCCAAACAAUCGCAAUCAAUGUUAUAUGUGGGAAUCUUCGUUUAGAAAAAUGCACUUUAUCCUCGUUAUGCAGCAAAUUGAAGAUGGUGAGAACUGCCAUAUACAAAAUUUUUCAAUCGAUUUUAAAUCAAUUCUUUGAUUAUACUAUCUUCAUUGCCAUCAUCGACAACGAAUCUUUAAACCACGAACUCCAAAAACUCGCCAAUUUUCUAGCACCUGUGAUUACUAGGGUAAAUCAAUCGGUCAAACAAGCCGUCCUUCGGGCUUACGCUCGAUAA